GGCGCGGCAAUAUUUUUCCUCCACAUAUUUUAUUUACUAUAUUUAUUUAUUUAAUUUUUUCAAGACAAAAUUGGAGAACGAUGACCACAUAUCUUACCAAGAACAUAUGGACAAUUAAACGUGUCUAAUAAUUGAAGUAGCAAGGUAGCUGACGAGCUAAUAAAAAAAACACAAAACAAGAAACACACAAUAGAAAACGAGAACAAUAGCCACGCUCUACCCAGAUUCUCUUUCAUUUUGAAAGAGACGUUUAAACUGCGAAAUACUUUAUUUUUAUUUUUUACAAAACGCUUUCUCUCGAAAUCAUGUGCCGUUUUGAAGACCUCAAGAAGACGUUGGAAGACGUUUGAGAGACCAAGAAACAGGGAGAGGGGUCAAAGAAAGGAGUGAAUGGCACAAAAAACGCUCUGUGUUGCGUCUUGAAAUGUAUUGUUACAUACCCAUUCGGCAAUCCUUUACAUCUCUGCCUAAUCUAGAGUAGAGGGAACACGGGCAAGAAGGGAAAAUCUAGCUAGCUUUCUAGCUACCAUUAUUACUGUAACAACAUGGAACGCAUGUGAACGUGCCACACAGGACCCAGAAUCAGCAAGAAAGGCUGCAGGAGAAAGAAACAAGGAAGCGAUCCCCUAACAGCUAAUAUCAAAGCUAGCUAGCUAACUGUUGGCUAAUAAUAUUAUUUCUAAUGCGCGACCAAGGAGUAUGCGACUCGAUACCAAGAGUUGACUGCAGAGGGAAUGUCAGGCAGUAAGGCUCUGGGAGGGGCACGGCGGCGGCGGACGCGGUGCCGGCGCUGUCAGGCCUGCAUGCGGACAGAGUGCGGCGAGUGCCACUUCUGCAAGGACAUGAAAAAGUUUGGCGGGCCCGGAAGGAUGAAGCAGUCCUGUCUGCUCCGACAGUGCACAGCGCCUGUGUUGCCCCACACGGCAGUGUGCUUCUCGUGUGGGGAGGCGGGGAAGGAGGACACGGUGGACACAGAAGAAGAGAAGUUUAGCCUCUCUCUGAUGGAGUGUACCAUCUGCAACGAGAUCAUCCACCCCAGCUGCCUCAAGAUGGGUAAAGCAGAAGGCAUCAUAAACGAUGAAAUCCCGAAUUGUUGGGAGUGUCCAAAAUGCCACAAGGAAGGCAAGACCAGUAAGGACGGGGGUGAUGGCUCAGGGAAGAGGCGGAUGGACAACGGGGAGGUGGGCCGAUGGAAGCUGACGGACGAUCCUCCGCCCACCAAAAAGAAACCCCCCUCCUCUUUAGAGGACGGGGGAAGGCAGGAUGGUCACAAGAGGAAGAAGGAGAAGGAGCUGCCCCAGGACAGCGGCCCCAAAAAGAAGAUGAAAGGGGCCCAUGAAAAACGCUUGAAAAAGAAACAGAAGCCCAAUGUGUCAGAGACUGCAGAGUCCAAUGGGCCCAACUCCUCCACCGGAGGCGGCCAGGGUUCCGGAGGGGGUUCCAACUCCACGCAGUCCCCCACCUCCACGGCCAGCCAGGACCUGCGCUCGCACCACCGCGAGAAAUUGGAGCGCUUCAAGCAAAUGUGCCAGCUUCUUGAGCGUGUCCGCGAGUCCAGUUCAUCGAGCUCGUCUACUUCCGAGUCCGACUCGGAGUCCGACUCUGACUCGCCUUCCGGUUCAGAUGGCCGCCGCGGCUCUGAACCCUCCUCCCCCGCACCCGUUGCUUAUAGCAACAGUGCCAGGGAGCGCAACCGGGAACGGGACAGGGAGAGAGACAGGAGGCUGGCGGAGCUGGGCUUCAGUGCCAGUGAGGACUCUGAGGGAGAGGGAAGUGUUAAGGAGGAGGAGGAGGCGGUGGAGGAGCAGGUUGUGGGAGACAAGCCCCGGCGUAGGGGGGAGGGACCUCCACGGGGCCGCAAGGGGCUCACGACGGAUGGGAAUGACGAGGAGAGCGGGGAGAGGAGUCGGAAGUCUACCCCAUUGCCUCCACCCUCCCCUCUCUCCUCCACCCAGCCUCCACCUUCCUCCGGCCACGGCCCCUCGCCAGGUUCCGAGGGCUUCUCCGGUAAGCGCAGCAACGGCUCUGAGACGCGCAAUGGACGGACGCGGGCGGGGGUGAGGGACCGAGAGACUCAGGAGAAGGAGAACGCCAACAACAGCAGCAGCGGCGGAGGCUCGGUGGCCAACCACCGACACGGAACUGGCAAGGGCAACAAGGGCAACAAGAUCCGUAGCAACAAGCAAACAGGGUCCCAACCAACGUCGAGGAACAGUAGCAACUCUUCCGCUUCUACUGCCACUACCACAUCCAACGGGGGAGGGGAGGGCCUGCUGGGCCCAGGCAGCAACUCCUCAGGGGGCAUGUCAGCCCUCGCCGCCUCACCCCGGUCACAGCCGUCCCGGAUGGCUCCACGCUCGCAGAUGAUGAAACGCAGCCCCCCUGCCGUGCCCUCGCCUCCCCGGCCUGUGCAGAUGGAGCGGCACCUGGUGAGGCCACCGCCAGCCUGCCCCGAGCCCCACUGCCUGCCCCUGGACAGCGGCUCCUCCCACGUGAUGCCCCGCGACGUCUGGCUCCGCGUCUUCCAGCACCUCAGCCAGAGGGAGCUGUGCGUCUGCAUGAGGGUCUGUCGGACAUGGAGCCGGUGGUGCUGUGAUAAGAGAUUGUGGACUCAGAUUGACCUUAGCCGGCAGCGCUCCAUCACCCCUCCUAUGCUGAGUGGUAUAAUCCGCAGGCAACCAGUCUCCCUUAACCUGGGCUAUACCAACAUCUCGAAGAAACAGCUCAUGUGGCUCAUCAACCGUCUACAAGGUCUACUGGAGCUGAAUGUGUCGGGCUGUCCCUGGUCCUCUGUGUCGGCCCUGUGUCAGGCUGCUUGUCCCUGCCUACGUCUGCUCGACCUCAGCCGGGUAGAAGACAUGAAGGACUCGCACCUGAGGGAGCUACUGGCGCCCCCUGCUGACACUCGGACAGCUCAUGGAGAGAGCAGAGGGGGGCGGUUCCAGAACGUAACGGAGCUGCGAUUGGCCGGGCUGGACUUGACAGAUGUCACAUCCCGCCUGUUGGUGCGCUACCUGCCCCACUUGACCAAGCUGGACCUGAGUCAGUGUGGCAAUAUCACGGACCAGACCAUCCACACACUGACCUCCCCCAUGUCUCCACUGAAGGACAGCCUCACCCACCUCAACCUGGCAGGCUGUGUGAAGGUGACGGAGCAGUGCCUGCCCCUGUUACGCCGCUGUGCCUCCCUGCAGAGCGCUGACCUGCGCUCCUGCACCUUGCUCACUCCCGAUGCCUGUCAGCUCCUCUCCUUCCCUUGCCUUUACGAUAGAGUGCUGCUCAAGAACAGCUAAGGGCCUGCGACACCCUCCUCCCGCCACCUUCCCCCACAACAACCACCGCCACACUACAGAGAGAUAAGAGAAUGAGAGGGCCACUGCGAUGUGGGCAGUGAGCCAGCCACUGAGGGAAAAGGACAUGGAGUGGGAGCCACGAAAGAGAAAGGGGGGGAAUGAGCGAACCAUAGACCUUUGCCUACAUUUCUCUGGAUUGACUUGUUUGUGAACGGACAUCUUUGAAAAUGUUUUAGCAUGUACAUAUUCAAUAUCUGUAAAAUGGGUGUGUGUAUAUAAAUGUAGUUUACUGUAAAUUACCCACUCUCCGCCCCUUCCCUCCCUCAUUCUACCUUCACACCAACCAUGGAACACAUUAUCCAGCCGACAUGUGUAAAGGCACUGCACUGCGCCACCAUCUUGAACUAGCAUAAUUUGCACUCCAUAAUCAAUUUCCUCUUUCGUGGUGUCAGACUACGAAGAAUGUACCCAAUGCCAGAGGCUGCGCCCCAUCGGAAGCCGUUUAAUGUACAGACAGAUGCUGGGCUGGUGUUGGUGUGUGUAUGUGUGUCUUUGUAAGUAUGUGUGAGAGAUGUAAACAGUGUUAAUAUGACAAUUGGAGCGAGAAAGAGAUGGAGGUAUGACCAAUGUCCGUCUCCUUUACCACUAAGCUCUCUGCUGCCCUCAAUCUUUCUGGGGGGUAAGGACAUUCAAGGUCCUACAUAUCCUGUUCAAUGGCCGACCGCCACUAGAGCCCAAAACUCCUAGCCCUGACCACAACCCCUUAUUUUCCUCUUGUCCAGCCUUUUUAUGUGCCAUCUCCGCUCUCUUCCCGCCCAACGUGCCAUUCUUAUGUGGUCUGUCCAUCCUUGUGAAUCUGAUUGUCCUACCCUUCCCAUCACACUCCUCCUCUUUACGCCCCGUCUCUCUGCUGCCAUGGCCCUUUUGCAGCUUGUGGUGCCCAGCGUCUGUGCUGUGUGCGUACAUUAUGCAGAGAGCUGGACCUUGCUGUGUCCCGACUGCAAUGAAACCAUGCUUACCGUACUGUUCCAUACCAGACCUGGAAUUCGCCAAGGCUCCUUUCUUCCCUGCUUCACGAUGCCUGGCUGAUGUAACAUUAUCUUGUAGAUGUGCAGACAGGUUCAGUCUAGAUCACUACCGCACGAACUUAGAGUGAAUGACUGACACGUUUUGAAUAUGAAUUGGGAAAACCGUAUCGAUAAGAAAGACCGUCCGUUGCACUGCGCUCGCUGCUCCACGUGGCAGGGGGGAUUCAAACGAAGGCUGACCCUGGUUGGACUUCUGCCUCAGAUGUGAGGGACUUGGAAGAUUUCCCCAGAAUUGGGUUUUCAUGUCAGUGUCCACAUGCUGCGUGUCUUCCAAAGCCAGGAAACAUCCCAGCCCAUCCAACCUGCCUCGCAGUGUCAUUACCUUUAAAGGUCUUGUAGGAUGAGGGUUUGAUUGACACAGUUGCAGCAUUUCCCCAAAUCGUUUCUCCAUUAGGGUACCUCUGUGCAUGCUGGGUUUUGACUCUAAUCACAAAUCCAGUGCAGUAUUUUAUUCAGGCUGAACUUUUUUAACCAAUCCAGUUGAGAACAACGUCAACAGUCAGUUUAUCCUUUUCCUGCUCACCCUAUCAUUAUUAAUAAUGGAUGUUAUCGGUUGAAACCAGCACGUACAGGAGGUCGUUCAGACCAGAGCCCAAGCUGUAUUGAAUUUGGUUGAGCGGGAAAUUGACAGACUUGAGCUGUAUUGAAUUAACAUGAGCAGUAUUUGACAUGCGUAAACGGUAUUCAGCUGAAUCGGGCUGCAUUGGACCAGUUCAGACAGUAGCUAUCGGACUGAUCUGGACUGAUAGGGCCAGUUCAUUCAGUAUUGGACUGGACAGCACUUUGUCCUGCAAUGCUGGACUCAACCAUACCAGGUUGGGUCAAGUGUUUUCCCCUGUCUGUCUGUAUUUCUCUCCUUCAAAAGCGGUUGUCCACUUCCUGAGCCAUGUUGAUCUGUAUUUGUGCUUCAGUGCCGCAGUGGAUCUUACUGCUGUGUGCUAUCUGUAGCUAAACCCCACCAACUGUAGGCAGGUUGGUGGACGGUCUUAAGCCUCAAUCUGUAACUCUCAUCUAAAUCAUGUAUUUCUGUAUCCUUUCAACUAUUCUGUUUGACUUUCAGUGAUUCCAUCCUCAUCGGUUCUGUUUCAAUUCCCAAUGCCAUUAUUAGAACUCAAAUCAGCUUCCUUUGGGUAUACAUAUAGGGCUAGAGACCUGCCAAGUAAAGAUUGAGCGACUAGACAAAUGGUAGUUGUCCCAAUGUAUUCAGUUGUACAACUGACUAGGUCUCCUCCUUUCCCUUUCCCUAAAAGGUUGGUUUGAAAGGUCACAUGCCCAGCUUGGACAGUGAUUUCAUCUUUACCCAGUUGUGUAUUCUAAAUCGCUUCCAGUGUUCCUGUGUGAAUUUAUUGACUUGUGUACAAAGCAUUUGUACCAAGAUUGCACUAACUGAUCAAUCAGAAGACAAUUAAGGAGGGAACACUGCGCUAUAGUGUGCUUUAUUACCCUGAAAGGGUAUCGAUUAAAACAGCCAAAUCAUGAACCUUAAAAAAAAAUUUUUUGAUUCAAAGGUAUAACUAAUUGGCUGUCCAUGCUAGUUACCAUUUAGCUGGGUAGUCCAGCAUGUUUCAGUGUUAGCUCAGGUUGUGUCCUACUUUAGAUCAUAGAUGAAAGUCAUUGUUGUUUGCCACUAAGCUAUGCUGCUUACAGAGCAGAGCUUACCACGUAGCAUCUGUAAUUGUGGUGGGCUGAGGCUUACAGUGACGCAAAUGUCCGAUAGGGUGGGAAAUUGCCUUGUGCCAUACACACUCAUCCAAAUCAAUAUUUCACUUUUUAGACUGAACGGGUCAGUUUUUCUAAAUGUUUGUUUACUUCCAUCAGUAAUGUGGGGUUGUUAUUCCUCCUCGUCAUCCAGUAUGUUCACCAGAGCACAAUCUAGCAUGUCAAAGCAUAUCAAAAGUAAAACUGACAACCACUUUCAGAGAAAAAAUAAAUGUGUGGUGGUUUAUCGGAAUUGAUCCGAUAGUCCGAUAAGGAAAUUAUUCCAGACUCCAAAAUCUGUCAUCUUCUCACCCCCAACCUCCCAGCCUAGUCAAGUUUACUCGGACUUGACCUCUAUAUUGUAGUCUUGUCUCUACCAAACUGUAUUGCACCAGACAGACGCACUGGAUCAACAUUGUCAUCACCACCAUCAUCACCUCUUGCCAAAAUUCCUGCUUUCUUUGAUAAGGGGCAUUGUAUCAAUUUUCUUUUUUUGUUUUGCUCUUGUUUAUUUGUUCGUUGUUUCUUCCAUUGUGUUGAUCAAAAUGAGAAAGAAAAGUAGAACAAUGUGAAAAAGAGACAUAAAAAGAAACUCAAGGCAGCUACUUAUGAGUGACUACUGUAAAAUGACUAACUAAAUAAAGACAGUGGGGUGGUUUUUA
Messenger RNA from Coregonus clupeaformis (lake whitefish), 6741 nucleotides. Its product is annotated as F-box/LRR-repeat protein 19-like. Gene Ontology annotation, molecular function: transcription coregulator activity; protein binding; zinc ion binding. The record is from RefSeq and is a predicted model, not a curated record. NCBI's taxonomy places the organism in Eukaryota, Metazoa, Chordata, Actinopteri, Salmoniformes, Salmonidae. Bases 735 to 3293 code for a protein of 852 amino acids. The transcript has 11 exons. Gene Ontology annotation, biological process: regulation of transcription by RNA polymerase II; protein demethylation.